This is a messenger RNA of Loxodonta africana (African savanna elephant), 4430 nucleotides long. RefSeq names its product fibroblast growth factor receptor 2 (gene FGFR2). The transcript has 18 exons. Gene Ontology annotation, cellular component: signaling receptor complex; plasma membrane. The record is from RefSeq and is a predicted model, not a curated record. Bases 438 to 2957 code for a protein of 839 amino acids. Gene Ontology annotation, molecular function: fibroblast growth factor receptor activity; fibroblast growth factor binding; ATP binding. Lineage: Eukaryota; Metazoa; Chordata; Mammalia; Proboscidea; Elephantidae. Gene Ontology annotation, biological process: positive regulation of cell population proliferation; multicellular organism development; positive regulation of kinase activity.
GGACCCGGCCUGGCGCCGCAACUCCUCUCCAGGCCGGCGGGGCCCGGAGGCCGCAGCUCCCGUGCGCGCUCUCCCCUCUCGCAAGUGGCGAGCAAAGUUUGGUGGCGGAGACGCCGAGCCGGAGUCCUUUCUUCCUCUCGCUCCCCAAACCCGAGCGCAGCCGCGGGCGUCAUGCCCGCGCUACUCCGCAGCCCCGGGUGCGCGUGAAGCCCAAGCCCCUGCACUGCCAAGGAUCCAAGGACGACACUCGGCUGGAGUUUCCACCGAGGGACCCCAGAGCUCGGCGCUCCCUCCAUCCCUACCCACGCCGGCCGCGGGGACAGGACCGAUCGCGGAGCCGCGUUGCCAUUCAAGCGGCUGCAGCAGCUCCUGGUUCCUGAGCCCACCGCAGGCUGAAGGCAUUGCAGGCAGUCCAUGCUCGUAGUGGAAGUGUGCAGAUGGGAUUAACGUCCACAUGGAGAUAUGGAAGAGGACUGGGCAUUGGCACCGUAACCAUGGUCAGCUGGGCUCGCUUCAUCUGCCUGGUCGUGGUCACCAUGGCAACCUUGUCCCUGGCCCGGCCCUCAUUCAGUUUAGUCGAGGAUACCACAUUAGAGCCAGAAGAGCCGCCAACCAAAUACCAAAUCUCUCAACCAGAAGUGUACGUGGCCACGCCAGGGGAGUCGCUAGAGUUGGGCUGCCUGUUGAAAGAUGCCGCCAUGAUCAGUUGGACUAAGGAUGGGGUACAUUUGGGGCCCAACAAUAGGACAGUGCUUAUUGGGGAGUACUUGCAGAUAAAAGGCGCCACGCCUAGAGACUCCGGCCUGUAUGCUUGUACUGCUGCUAGGAGUGUAGACAGUGAGACCUUGUACUUCAUGGUCAAUGUCACAGAUGCAAUCUCAUCUGGGGAUGAUGAGGACGACACAGAUGGCUCCGAGGACUUUGUCAGUGAGAACAGUAACAACAAGAGAGCACCAUACUGGACCAACACGGAGAAGAUGGAGAAGCGGCUGCAUGCUGUCCCCGCGGCCAAUACCGUCAAGUUCCGCUGCCCAGCUGGGGGGAACCCGACACCCACCAUGAGGUGGCUGAAGAACGGGAAGGAAUUUAAGCAGGAGCAUCGCAUUGGUGGCUAUAAGGUACGAAACCAGCACUGGAGCCUUAUUAUGGAGAGUGUGGUCCCAUCCGACAAAGGAAAUUAUACCUGCGUGGUGGAAAAUGAAUACGGGUCCAUCAAUCACACAUACCACCUCGAUGUUGUUGAACGGUCCCCACACCGGCCCAUCCUCCAAGCUGGACUGCCGGCAAAUGCCUCCACCGUGGUCGGGGGUGACGUGGAAUUUGUCUGCAAAGUGUACAGCGAUGCCCAGCCCCACAUCCAGUGGAUCAAGCAUGUUGAAAAGAACGGCAGCAAAUACGGGCCCGACGGGCUGCCCUACCUUAAGGUUCUCAAGCACUCGGGAAUAAAUAGUUCCAAUGCAGAAGUGCUGGCUCUGUUCAAUGUGACUGAGGCGGAUGCUGGGGAGUAUAUAUGUAAGGUCUCCAAUUAUAUAGGGCAGGCCAACCAGUCUGCCUGGCUCACUGUCCUGCCAAAAAAGCAAGCUCCUGUAAGAGAAAAGGACAUUACCGCUUCCCCAGACUACCUGGAGAUAGCCAUUUACUGCAUAGGGGUCUUCUUAAUUGCCUGUAUGGUGGUGACAGUCAUCCUGUGCCGAAUGAAGACAACGACCAAGAAGCCAGACUUUAGCAGCCAGCCGGCUGUGCACAAGCUGACCAAGCGCAUCCCUCUGCGGAGACAGGUUUCUGCCGAGUCCAGCUCCUCCAUGAACUCCAACACCCCACUGGUGAGGAUAACAACACGCCUCUCCUCAACAGCAGACACGCCCAUGUUGGCAGGGGUCUCUGAGUACGAAUUGCCAGAGGAUCCAAAAUGGGAGUUUCCAAGAGAUAAGCUGACGCUGGGCAAACCCCUGGGGGAAGGUUGCUUUGGGCAAGUUGUCAUGGCUGAAGCAGUGGGAAUCGACAAAGAGAAGCCCAAGGAAGCAGUCACUGUGGCUGUGAAGAUGUUGAAAGAUGAUGCCACAGAGAAAGACCUUUCCGAUCUGGUGUCAGAGAUGGAGAUGAUGAAGAUGAUUGGAAAACACAAAAACAUCAUCAAUCUCCUGGGAGCCUGUACGCAGGAUGGCCCACUCUUUGUCAUAGUGGAGUACGCCUCGAAGGGUAACCUCCGCGAGUACCUGCGUGCCCGCAGGCCCCCUGGGAUGGAGUACUCCUACGACAUCAACCGCGUUCCUGAGGAACAGAUGACCUUCAAGGACUUGGUGUCGUGCACAUACCAGCUGGCCAGAGGCAUGGAGUACUUGGCUUCCCAAAAAUGUAUUCAUCGAGACUUAGCAGCCAGAAAUGUUUUGGUAACAGAAAACAAUGUGAUGAAAAUAGCAGACUUCGGACUGGCCAGAGACAUCAACAAUAUAGACUACUACAAAAAGACCACGAAUGGGCGACUUCCAGUCAAGUGGAUGGCCCCUGAAGCCCUCUUUGAUAGAGUCUACACCCAUCAGAGCGAUGUCUGGUCCUUUGGGGUACUGAUGUGGGAGAUCUUUACUCUAGGGGGUUCACCCUACCCAGGGAUUCCCGUGGAGGAACUUUUUAAGCUGCUUAAGGAAGGGCACCGGAUGGAUAAGCCGGCCAACUGCACCAGUGAGCUGUACAUGAUGAUGAGGGACUGCUGGCAUGCGGUGCCCUCACAGAGACCAACCUUCAAGCAGUUGGUGGAAGACCUGGAUCGAAUUCUCACUCUCACAACCAAUGAGGACUACUUGGACCUCACGCAGCCUCUUGAACAGUAUUCACCUAGUUAUCCUGACACAAGGAGCUCUUGUUCUUCAGGAGAUGACUCUGUUUUCUCUCCGGAUCCCAUGCCUUAUGAACCAUGCCUUCCUCAGUAUCCACACAUAAAUGGCAGUGUUAAAACAUGAAUGCAGGUGUCCCCCUGUCUCCAAACAGGACACCACCAGGAACCUACCUACACUAAGCACGGGGACUUGUUGUCUCUACUUGUAUAUAUGGAUCAGAGGAGUAAAUAAUUGGAAAAGUAAUCGGCACACGUGUAAGGAGCUAUACAGUUGAGAAUUUGUAAUCUUCACCAGAAGAGAAGAAUGUUUAUGGGACGAUGGACUGCCUCGGGCCCACCACACGGCCCCUCGGACCCACCGCCACCAGGCGAUGGAUGGGUACUGGCUGUGGACCCAUUGGACUCAAGGCGAACGCGUGUUCUGCCUUCCUUGUUAAUUUUGUAAUAAUUGGAGAAAAUAUAUGUCAGCACACACUUAAUAGAGCACAAAUGCAGUAUAUAGGUGCUGGAUGUAUGUAAAUAUAUUCAAAUUAUGUAUAAAUAUAUAUUAUAUAUUUACAAUGAAUUAUUUUUUGUAUUGAUUUUAAAUGGAUGUCCCAAUGCACCUAGAAAAUUGGUCUUUUUUUUUUUUUUUAAAUAACUAUUUGCUAAAAUGCUGUUCUGACACAGAAUUUCUUAAUUUUCACCGAGCAGAGGUGGAAGAAAUACUUUUGCUUUCAGGGAAAAUGGUAUAACAUUAAUUUAUUAAUGAAUCGGUAAUAUACAAAACAAUUAAUCAUUUAUAGUUUUUGUUUUUGUAAUUUAAGUGGCAUUCCUAUGCGGGCAAGAUGUGGGCUGGUUAAUCUGUUGCUCAGACUUAACUAGUUGCCAGAUCCUUUGAAAAGAGAAAUAUUGACAGUAUCUGACUAAUUUGGAGGGGGGAAUGAAGUUUGAAUUUAUUUGCGUUGACACUCUGCUGUCAGGUCGUUGUUCUUAACCAGCUGAAUGCCCAUCCUGAAAGAACCUGUCAAGGAGAAGGUGUUUUGCUUCCAUGUGCAGCUCUGUCACUGGGCCUGUGUAACGUCUAACUGUACUUCCCAGGACAAAUAGCACCAGUGUCUUCUUAAGAAGCUGCUCUAGGACGCAGCUUAGUUGAGAUGACAGCAGAAUGUACUUCUUUGCUGGCAGCUGGUCUUCUGCCCCCAAGUUGCACGUUAAUCCGAUUAGCCUGUAUUCCCUUCAGUGAAUAAUGGCUUCCAGAUUCUUUGUUCUUCGGGAAGCCUUUUGGGAUCUUCAAGUCCUGCAAUUGGAAGUUGAAACCCAGAGUUGUUCUGCUGAUAGUUUUGGGGAUCCUUCCAUCUUUUAAGGGAUUGCUUCCAUCUCAUUCUGGCAGAACCUCUUGAAAAGAUCGGCCAGAUACCGACGACAUCAGACAAAGCAUCGCCAUAUUGUACGUUCUGUAUCAAAGUAUUGUGUUUUGCUUCUGAAACAUCCACUCACCUUGCUAUAGCCGUGCAACAUGAAUGCAGAUUACACUGAUCUUAUGUGUUCAGAAAUUGGAGAAAGUAUUUAAUAAAACCUGUUAAUUUUUAUACUGACAAUAAAAUGUUUCUACUGA